Ornithodoros turicata is the source of this 3053-nucleotide messenger RNA. It is a transcript of the gene Sec5, whose product is annotated as exocyst complex component 2-like. NCBI's taxonomy places the organism in Eukaryota, Metazoa, Arthropoda, Arachnida, Ixodida, Argasidae. The record is from RefSeq and is a predicted model, not a curated record. Gene Ontology annotation, biological process: exocytosis; Golgi to plasma membrane transport. The transcript is spliced from 27 exons. Gene Ontology annotation, cellular component: exocyst. Bases 221 to 2923 code for a protein of 900 amino acids.
UCACAGUCUGUGCACAGGGGGAUACGAUGAUAUUUAGGUGUAGGCGUCUGUUCCCGUGCGCGUUAUCCGUAGAAGCUGAAAACAGGAAAUUGUUUUGAUUUCUCGGCAUUACUUUUCGUUGUUGGAGGCAUGCACUGUAAAAACUGACGUUGUUUAUCUUGUUCUAUAUUGAAUCGGACUGAAUCAUUGUAUGUACCAGGUAUCAAAGCAGACCUAAAGCAUGCCUGGAGAUCCUCCAAAAGUUACUGGGCUUUCUCCAGUAGAAGGUCCUCCAGGAACCAAAGUGACCAUUCGCGGAGAAAACCUUGGGUUAAGCCAAAGUGACAUCGUUAGCCUCACAAUAUGUGGUGCGGACUGUUCAAUUUAUGCUGAGUGGAAGUCUUCGAGCAAGAUUGUGGCACGAACUAGAGCUUGUACAGGCCGCGGGGAAGUCAUCGUCACCACUAAAUCUGGUGGUCGAGGAACCUGUACUGUCCAGUUCAAGGGAAUCUUGGAAGUCAUAGGCCCUACUGUUGAAUCUGCAACAUGGGUCGAUGAAUCGUCCCUUUUCACGGAUAGCCUAGGCCGCAAGCAUCCCACCUCCCCAUCGCAGCUGCAACCUGAUGAUCCCUUGGGGAUAUCAGAUGAAUCUGCAAAGAAGCUUCCCGAAGAUGAGCUACGUAAACUCUUCCCGGAUGGUUCUGGCAACCUACUCUCAGAUACCUUCAAUCCUACUUGGUAUCUCUUGGAAAACUACAAUGGAACAAGCUUCAAUGACUUGAAAGCCGGCCUUCUAAGCCUUCGCCGUAAGGUGGGACAACAGCAGGAGGGACCAUCUUCCUUUCUGAAGUCCCACGUUAAUGCUAUUGUGAUCUGUUUGGAUGUGUUACAAGAACUCCAGAAGACAAUGGAGAAAGAUAAGCAAGAAAUGGGUGCAGAUCUGACGGAGAAGCUGUAUAAUUCAGUUGUCAAAUCCAAAAGUGAAGCGGAAAAUAUUUUUGAGUCUAUUUUGGCACGUAAAGACCAGGCAGACUCAACUAGGAAUGCACUUGGUAUUCUGCAAAAGUUCCGUUUUCUUUUCAACCUUCCAAUGAUGAUUGAAAGGAACAUCCAGAAGGGUGACUACGACGUGGUCAUCAAUGACUAUGCUCGAGCGAAAUCUGUAUUUGAAAAUACAGAAGUAGCUGUUUUCCAAAGAGUUUAUCAGGAUGUGGAACAGAAAGUACAAAGGUUUCGGAACACACUUAUGGAUAGCCUGAAGCAGCUUCCUACACCUGUUGAAGAUCAGAAACGUAUUAUCAAGUAUCUAGUGUCUUUGGGUGCUCCUGGAAGCCCAGCUUGGGAUGCCAUAUGCCAGAACUACAAUUGGCUGGUGGAUUCCAUGGACACUUGCAAGCGAAGCCAUAUUGCUGCGUUGUCACAAGGUGAAAAUGAGGACAAACAACAGUCAUCUGAUGAAAGUACACAUCAGGUGAAGCUACCACAGCAAGUGCAGUUUGUAGAGGAAGUGACUGGGCUGUUCCAGAAGCAUUUUCCGGACCUCUCGGAUUUGGGUCAGGCAUACUUUGCUGAAGGACUCUUUGUCCCACCGAAUGACACAAUAACAGCCCGCAGUGAUGAAGAAAAGGCCUUCAAGGAGAUGGUUGUCCACAUUGUUGCAAAGCUGUGCUGGGAAGUUCGAGUGGCAUUAUUACCAUCAUCGCACCACUCCCUAGCCAAUCAGGUGGUGACGUCGGCAGCGUGGCCAGGUCAAAAGUCCAGUGAGGGUCUUGGACCUUGGCUUCCACAGUGCUUGCGCUACAUUAGGCAGUGUUUCUCAUCUCUGCUGAAGUUGGAUAUUCCUGAGGAAACCAUACCCCAAGUUCAGCAGCUUAUUUUCGACCUUAGGGUUCAUUCCAUGAUGUGCCUUUUCAAUCAGGCUGCUGAAGAUGUUCGCAAUUUGCUCAAGUCGGAAUUCUGGCGCCUAGAGAAGGAUGACCACUCUGGGGGAACAACACAGCUUCCAUUGAUGUUUGAAAAUCGUGUGAUUGAAGCGUUGCAGUUAGUGCGGCAGAAUGUGCUCCAAUCUGGGCCAAGAGAGACUGAGGUAUUCCAGCAGCUGAAUGUGCAGGGUACAAUCAAGCAACAGGUGCAAGCAUUGCUGCAGGCAUUUGUGGAGACAUUGGAAAAGUGUGCUUUGAGUCCAGAUCGACUCUCACCCAUUAUUGACUCUGCUGUUGGCACGGAGGUCAUCUCAGCUGCCCAGAAAGCCAAGAACUGGAAGCGGAAACGCGAAGAUUCAUUAUCAACGCCGCCCCUGGAACAGAGGUUACUAAUUGUCUUGAGCAACAUCACUUUCACGUCUCGAGUGGUAAUCCCAAGGCUCCAAGAAAGCUUUGAACGACAUGGUUACCCCGACAUGUCUUCGGUUACAAAGACGAUAUUGAAUUCUCUAGCGAACCUUGAUCGCAAGCUGUUCCAAAAGCUUCUUGAUGCAAAGUGUGAUCCAAUUGUGGGCGGAAUUGAACCAAACCUUUAUGCUGGAGCUUUUGACUGGAAGAAUUGUCCUGUUCCUGUUGGGGUGAGCCCAUACAUAAGAGAAGUUCUCAUGAGCAUGGCUGAAGUUCAUGCUGAGGUGUUCUCAACAUCACCAUCAUUGGUGGCACGUAUUAUGACACCCCUUGUGCAAGGCAUUGUGGAAGAGAUUGCACGUGUUUACGAAUGCGUUGACAAGUUUACGAAGUACGGCAACAUGCAGGCUACCUUGGAUUUGAGGGCUCUUGAAGAGGCUGUAGAUCUCUACAGGACGCAUACUGCUGGAAAGUAUUUCUCUGUGUGUCGAAGCAAGCUGGACCCAUUUGCUACAGCGAAAGACAAAGAAUUAGUCGACGAACUGCUCAAGAAGUUCCAGAGCCAGAUGAGGUUGCAGCUGCUUUGUUUUAAGGAGAAUGUUGUGUGUGUAUAAAGUCUGGUGAUGUUGGCUACCAAGUAGCUUAGCUUAAGUUAUGAACCUCACAGUGAUUGAUUUGUUCAAACUGUUUGAGAACAGGAAAAUGACAAAUAAAGAAUAUUUUACAAUAUGUACGAAAGACAAA